Salvelinus fontinalis (brook trout) is the source of this 2293-nucleotide messenger RNA. RefSeq lists its product as uncharacterized. Gene Ontology annotation, biological process: neutrophil migration. The record is from RefSeq and is a predicted model, not a curated record. Gene Ontology annotation, molecular function: protein binding; calcium ion binding. Lineage: Eukaryota; Metazoa; Chordata; Actinopteri; Salmoniformes; Salmonidae. Gene Ontology annotation, cellular component: cell surface; apical plasma membrane.
CUCAAUCACGCUUACCCAUACCUGAGUGCAAAUUAACAGUCGCAAGAAACAUGACCUGUUUCGCGUUUCCAUUUAUAUUGUUCAUUCUUGUACCUCACACGAUAUCUCUCGGAAGCUGCAGUAGUUUUACGUUUUCCAUAUGUUGGAAGAUAAGCAACAAUUCCUUGUUUGGCAGUUGGCCAGAAGGACAUUUACUGUUGAACACCACCAAAUUGAAAUCCAUUUGGAGAGAGGACACAUUUUCAUCUUUGACAGUUGCCACUACUGUGGAACACAAAUUGACACUUCAAUAUGGUGUCAUGGUUCGGGAGUGGAUAUUCUCCAUCUUCCCAGGUUCACAUUCCAUUGAGUUCAGAAGUAUACAUAAACCUGACCAACAGCCCAUCAACAGCACUCUGGAAGCCCUGGAGUUGUUCUCCACCAAUGAGGUGUUUGCGUGUGAAAACAGCGCUCUGUACCUCUAUCAAGACCCAGACUUCAUCCUCAUGCUCGGACCCAGAGGUGUAUCAGAACUGCGCUACCGUCCUGAGGACUCUACGGCGCUGUGGAUUGGUGGGACCGGACAGGGCGUGGCCUUUCAGUACCAGCUGUCUUAUGACAACGGCUCGACCAUCCAGCAAGGCCGGCUGAUGGAGCCUUUUCUUCGCCUCCCGGGGCUCAUUGAUGGCGCGCACUAUGCCCUGGACGUGUGGGAGGAGUGUGAUGGCGAGUGGAGUGCCGACACAGCCCUGGUGUGUUUCGAUGGAGUCAACAUUUCCGUCAACGCCCUCGUGCUGCCGGUGGCGUCCACCCUGAGGCCGAAUGAAGACCUAGCCUUCGUUGUGCCUUGGUUAAUGGUGUUGGACCCAAAGACUGAGCCCUGGGCUGAGCUGAAGCGCAUCUACGAAAAACUACUGGAGGAGCUUUUGAAAGAGUACCCGAUUAAGACCAGGGUGGAGUUGGUUGCAUUCAAGGAGCUGGAAGGCGAAUCCAAAACUAAGAUUACCUUUCAAGGCUUUGACGCUUCCAUAACCGACGCAGACUUACCGCUACCACCUGGCGAGCAGCUGGACCAUAUCCAGUCCCUCCAGCCGCCCAAUAUCACAGUCAAGAAUGGGAUCAUCUACUGGGAUGACCCAGAUGAGUGUGCGACCCCUGACCUGAACAGGUGUGACGCCAACUCUUUGUGCGUCAACACUCUGAACUCUUACACCUGUGUGUGUCAACAUGGCUUCUAUGACGUCGGGCCUGCCUUCGUUCCCCCUCCUACCCCUGCCUCACAUCCUGUCUGUUAUGAAAAGGGUAUGUUCACCCAGUGCCUGAAUAGAUCGAUGGCCGGAGGUAUCGCCAAAGCCUUCCUGAUUGGCUACUUCGGUGGCGACGUGACGGUUGUCUUGAAUGAAGGCCGUUGCACCAUGGAGGAGAGCGAGACGCUUUACCACUUCCACGUGUUGCGCAAACCCUCGCGGUGUGGAACGAGACGGCUGGUGAACAGAACACACAUAGAGUUCCGGAACACUCUGACAGUGACCUUGAGCAGCGAGAGGACCAUCACACGAAGAGAUCUCAAGGUUAUCUGGAAGUGCAUCUACCCCCGGAACUAUGUCCGCAACACCCAGAUAAACGUAGAUCUGGAGUGGAUCACCUCCCACUCUGUGGUGGAGUACAACUCCUCCCAUGAGCUGGGGCUGGCCAUGACCAUGUACAGCGAUGACUCCUUCUCCUACAGCUACAGAGACUCCAUCGCCCUCCACCUAAGCGAUGUACUCUUCUUCGAGGUGGCCCUUCUGACAAACAACACAUUCGCCUCGGAGGUCCUGCUAGAAGUGGUUUCCUGCUGGGCCACAGAGAGUCCGGAUCCACAGGACGAAACCAAGGGCUUCUUUCUCCUAGAUGGCUGCCCUGUUGACAGCACCUUUCAUUGGCUCUCUGUGAACGGGGUGUCACAGAGGAGCAGAUUCUCCAUUCACAUGUUCACUAUGCCCAAGGAGUUACCCAUUUACAUGCACUGCCUGGCCCGGAUAUGCAGUCACGAUGAGGACUGUACUACGAACUGUACCACCCAGAGACUUUCUAAGAGAUCAACAGCUAGAUGGGAUCCAUACAUCAAAGUAGCUGUGGUCGUGUCAGCAGGACCACUGAUGGUCACCCCCGAGGCGGCACCAGGGACCAAACUCUCCAACUGGGAUGAGGCUUUGACAAUAAUCUACGUCGUGGGAGGAACCAUGGGCGUCUUGAUGUUGACACUGCUUGGUGUGAGCGCAAUAAAGGCUAUAAUGAAUUAUGAGAGAGCAAGGCCUCAAUAAACACAUGG